UUGCUAACGAACUGUAACAUACUGCACCACACUACACCGCAGCAACGCCUUCUCGACCAAAUCUUUUGCUUUUCAACCACGACGACCAUGGCCGGUUCAGAGUAUGAAGAUGCAGCAUCGCAGCCGUCUACUCCGGUAGACGACAAACGGUCCGAGGCUUCUGCCGAUCCUGUCGUCAAGUCGUGUCCCAUUUUCUUCUCGCCCGCCUUACGAAACAACAUUAUUCUCAACCAGUACCCUCUUCGGUCCGCUAAUCGUCCCUACAACACUCAGACGGGCGAGGUGGCCACCGGUGUUCGGAUUAAGCCCAAAACCGGCUGGAUGGAGGUCGACAUGCCCCUCCUUACGAGCAAGUACUACGAUCCCGAAAAAGCUACUCGGUUCGGAUCCGAGGAACAGCCCUUAAACCAGCAGGUGCUGUCGAGUCGUCUGCAGCCACCAGCAACAAAACUCAUGGUCGGCGUUUUCCGUAACGGCCAACUCCACAUCGUCCCCGUCCGUGGCAUCUCCCAGCUGCGGCCUACUUUACGUCAUGUUGAUGAAAAAUCGAAGCGAGCACGUGACAUCGCUAAUAGCAGUGUAACGCGCGCACAGGCCCCUGCACGUGAGCCGGCACGUGCGGUUCAGGUGACAGUCAAGCAAAACACAGAAGCACCCAAGCUUUCAACGACUCCCAUCAUUCGAGCCACAGAGGGCGAAGCAUGGGUGGACUACAGCAUUGGAGACGUCGAGGGCGCUACGUCGCUUCUGCGGCAACUCGAGUGCCCUGCCGAGCACCAGCUUGUUCAGUGCACUCCAAAAUAGUUCGCGUCGCAUGUCGCAUUUCAUCCCUUUCCGAAUCCGUCCAGUAAAAAAAUAAACAAUACACAUGUUCGCCUCCUCCGCAAUUUAGCUCCCCCCUGAUUGGACCCCACGACACAAUAAGCAUCGCCUUACCGCCACCAUCCCUGAGCACCCCACACAUCCUCGUUCUAGGCAUUUUA
This is a messenger RNA of Schizosaccharomyces japonicus yFS275, 983 nucleotides long. RefSeq names its product DNA-directed RNA polymerase III complex subunit Rpc37. The record is from RefSeq and is a predicted model, not a curated record. The transcript has a single exon. The coding region runs from base 88 to 804 and encodes 238 amino acids. Gene Ontology annotation, cellular component: nucleus; chromatin. NCBI's taxonomy places the organism in Eukaryota, Fungi, Ascomycota, Schizosaccharomycetes, Schizosaccharomycetales, Schizosaccharomycetaceae. Gene Ontology annotation, biological process: DNA-templated transcription.